UACUGCACUUUUAGCUGAGACGUACUUUCAGGUGGGUGUUCCCGCUUACUUCGGGUCAUUCGGUGAUCUCAUCUUUCCGUCUGUCCUGCCUCAGUUUGUCACCGGGCUCGUCGAAGCUGACAGGACACUGUUCAUCCUGUUUCCAGUGCUGGAGACCAGGUGGGAUUACCUGCACUCAGGGAAUGCAUUAAGUAGCUGAAAGGUGAGGCAAGUCGACAUCCAUGGAGAACAAUUUCACUUUUGAGGAGGGCAGCGACAUGUCAUAUGAAGACAAUGACCCAGCCUCCCCUUCUCCUGUAAAACUGACGCCACAAGGCCAGAAUGACAACUUCGAUGUCGAAGAGAAAGCUGAGGAAAAAGAGGAAGAGGCAGAUGCUCCUCCUGAAGGCAUCGUUGUUCCCAGUAUUCCAGAUGCUUUUCUGAAUGUGAACACCAACGCCACCACCAGGGGGGAUGCUCAGGCCUAUGUGGAGUUAAAUGAGCUCCAGGGCAACAUCUGGCAGGAGACCAGCCGAUGGGUGGGCUUUGAGGAGAACCUUGACCCCAACACAAGACAGUGGGGUCCGUCGCACGUCUCCUACCUCACCUUUAAGAGCUUGCUUCAAGUCCGGAGGGCGAUUAGCAGAGGAGCCAUCAUCUUCGACAUGAAUGCCAGCAACCUGUCCGCUGUGGCUGAGAAAAUAGUGGACGAACUGCUCGGCAAAAAUGAGAUCCGCCCCAGCGAUCGAGACUCCCUGCUGAGAGCUCUCCUUCUGAGACGCAGUCAGAACGACGGACCCGUCGUUACUCCGGCUGGAGACAUUCAAAUGCAAACCUUUUCUGUCGUCAAGAAGAGAGACGGAUCUGACAAUAUAGAGGCAUCAGUUGUCCUCACAGGUGUACUCGACCUCCUGCAGAAACCGGUGAUGGCUUUCGUCAGGCUGAGUGACACUGUGGUGAUGGAGUCCGUCCUGGAGUCUUCGGUUCCCGUCCGUUUCAUCCUCAUGAUGGUCGGCCCAAGCCAGAGCGACGUGAACUACACCCAAACUGGGCGCGCCAUGGGGGCUCUGAUGGCUGACUGGGUGUUCAGUCUAGAAGCUCACCUCGCCCAGACGGAGAAAGAUCUAACCGACGCGAUCGCUGACUUCAUGGACUGCAGCAUCGUGAUCCCUCCCACUGAGAUCCAGGAAAAGACAAUGCUGGAGUCCAUAGUUGACUUCCAGAAGAAGAUGCUACGUGACAGACUCCGUCCUUCUGACACCCGCCUUGCCUUUGGAGACAGGGUAGCAGCUUUACAUGCGGCUCCUGAAGGGCCAAAGGAGGACCCUCUGGCCCGUACAGGCUAUCCUUUUGGUGGAAUGGUGAAGGACAUCAAGCGCCGAUACCGCCACUACCUCAGCGACUACACAGACGCCCUGAACCCUCAAGUACUCGCCGCCAUCAUCUUCAUCUACUUCGCUGCCCUGUCACCCGCCAUCACCUUCGGGGGGCUUUUAGCGGACAAAACUGAGAAAAUGAUGGGCGUCUCGGAGCUCAUGGUUUCCACUUGCGUCCAGGGUGUCAUCUUCUGCCUCAUCGCCGCCCAGCCUGUUCUCGUCAUUGGAUUUUCGGGACCUCUCCUCCUGUUUGAGGAAGCUUUUUUUGCCUUCUGCAAAGCCCAGGGCAUCGAGUACAUCGUGGGUCGCAUCUGGGUGGGUAUGUGGCUGAUAGUGAUCGUGAUCGUGGUUGUGGCGGUGGAAGGCAGCUUCCUGGUCCGAUACAUUUCACGCUUCACCCAAGAAAUCUUCUCCAUCCUCAUUUCACUCAUCUUCAUCUACGAGACCUUCUCCAAACUCAUCAAGAUCUUCCAAACCCAUCCUUUGAUCCUGAACUAUGACCAUGUCAAUGACUCCCUGGAUGAUCCCUUCCACCCAAUCAUCGUGUUGCACGAAAUAGUUGUAGAAGGCAAUGUAACCAGACAUGAGAAGGAGAUUGAAAGGCCAUACCCCAACACUGCCCUGCUGUCUAUGUGCCUGAUGUUUGGCUGCUUCUCCAUUGCCUACUUCCUCCGUUCAUUCAAAAAUGGUACCUACUUCCCUGGCUGGCUUCGUCGCUUGAUUGGCGAUUUUGGAGUCCCGAUUGCCAUCUUCUUCAUGAUCGCAGUGGAUAUCAGCAUUGAGGAUGCUUACACUCAGAAACUGGUUGUGCCUAAAGGUGUUGAAGUGACCAACCCCAAAGCCAGAGGCUGGUUUAUUAACCCCAUGGGAGAAAAAAAGGAUUUCCCUAUUUGGAUGAUGGGCGCCUGCUGUGUUCCUGGUCUGCUCGUCUUUAUCCUCAUUUUCAUGGAGUCCCAGAUUACAACGCUGAUUGUGAGCAAACCUGAGAGAAAGAUGGUAAAAGGCUCUGGAUUUCAUUUUGACCUGCUCCUCCUGGUCACCAUGGGGGGCAUUUCCUCCCUCUUUGGGGUCCCCUGGCUGAGCGCCGCCACUGUGCGCUCCGUCACCCACGCCAACGCUCUAACCGUCAUGUCUAAGGGGCCCAAACCGGUGAUCGAGAAGGUGAUAGAGCAGAGGAUCAGCGGUAUAGCCGUGGCCAUGAUGGUUGGAGUCUCAAUUUUCAUGGAACCGAUCCUGAAGAUGAUCCCGAUGACAGCCUUGUUUGGCAUCUUCCUGUAUAUGGGUAUCACCUCUCUAAGUGGGGUCCAGAUGUGGGACAGGAUGCUUCUCCUCAUUACACCCAAGAAAUACCAUCCAUCUGACGCCUAUGCCACAAGGGUGAAAACUAUGCGGAUGCAUAUCUUCACUCUGAUCCAGAUUUUGUGUUUGGCCAUCCUUUGGUUGGUCAAGCAGAGCCCGUUCUCUCUGUCACUGCCCUUCUUUCUGAUUCUCACCGUCCCACUGCGGAUGUUCAUGACCGGCCGGUUCUUCACUACCACAGAGAUGAAAUGCCUGGAUGCAGACGACGCUAAAGUGAAAUUUGAUGAUGAAGACAUGGAGGAAGGCUUGGUGCAAGCACCGAUAUAAGGAAAAUCACAAUUGUAAUUAAAAAACUGUUGUCAUUUUUAUCUUUAAAAUGUUACUUUUCAUAUCCAGCAUUCAUGCAAAAUUUCUGUAGAUGAACCAGGAUUUAUUUUACUAUUACAGGCAAAGGCUUACAGAGAAAACAGUAUUUUGAUCCAAGACAUUAAAAAAACAAAAGGAGGCACUUUUCCCUAUAAAUACAUUUAUCCUACUUUUUUUCCUCCCAGCACAUAUUCAACAUGUGGAUUAUAACUGCUCAAAAUGUUUUUCAUUUGCCUUUGUUCCAACAUUGUAUUUCCUUGCUCAAGCUAAGUUAUUCUACAGAGUUUUUCUUUAUAUCCUCACAAAUAGAAAUUUGUGAGAUGCUUUCACCGAUGCCUUUUCCCCAUAGCCUAGAGUAUGUUUCUGAAAUAUAUUUAAAGUUGUUUUUCUUAAGUUUGCUCCAUUAUUUCUUGUGUGUCACUUAUUAUGUCAUAGUAAUUUCUUUCUCUGUUUUGAAAUGUCUAUAAAUAAGAUGUGUGAGUUGCCUAAAUCAGAUUUUAAAGUGUAAUAAAUAAUAAAAAAAGGACAAUUAAUGAAUCAAAAUCAACAAACCGUAAACAGAAGCAAACGAUGAAAUGUCAUUUUAGUUGUUGGAACAUAACAUCAGACAAUUAUACCUGUAAAUGACCUGAAAUGCAUUUUGUGUUAUCAAAUGUGUGUGCUGUACAUGGCUUUGGAUUAUUUUAUUACAAAUAAAAAUCAGUAUUUAAAAUA
Fundulus heteroclitus (mummichog) is the source of this 3734-nucleotide messenger RNA. It is a transcript of the gene slc4a1a, whose product is annotated as solute carrier family 4 member 1a (Diego blood group). NCBI's taxonomy places the organism in Eukaryota, Metazoa, Chordata, Actinopteri, Cyprinodontiformes, Fundulidae. Gene Ontology annotation, biological process: bicarbonate transport; regulation of intracellular pH; monoatomic anion transport. Bases 222 to 2981 code for a protein of 919 amino acids. The transcript has 21 exons. Gene Ontology annotation, molecular function: monoatomic anion transmembrane transporter activity; bicarbonate transmembrane transporter activity; solute:inorganic anion antiporter activity. The record is from RefSeq and is a predicted model, not a curated record. Gene Ontology annotation, cellular component: plasma membrane; basolateral plasma membrane.